GUUUACGUAUGUUACGCAAGAAGUUGCGCCGCGCGCUCUAGCCGAGAGGAGGAGGGCCGAGUCAGCAGCAUCACUGGCCGGGUGCUGCGACGUCAGAAGUUAACAGUCGGUUCCUGCUUCGUAGGUUUCCUGGAUCUUCGCCGUCUGUAAAUACCAUCAGUAAUCAUGGCGGAAGCCCACCAGGCGGUGGCCUUCCAGUUCACCGUUACCCCAGAGGGCAUUGAUCUACAGCUGUCCCACCAGGCCCUCACAGAAAUUUACCUCUCUGGCAUGCGCUCCUGGAAGAAGCGUAUCGUCAGACUUAAGAACAGUGUUAUAACUGGCGUCUAUCCUGCCAGCCCUUCCUCCUGGCUUUUUGUUGUCAUAGCAAUCCUGGCUACUAUGUACACUCGCUCUGACCCCUCCAUGGGACUCAUAGCCAAGAUACAAGAGCACCUUCCGGUCAGCCAAUCAAUGAGCACCCAGUGCCAGGCGGUGUUGUCAGCAGUGCUUUUUAGCACCAUGCUAUGGCUCCUGCUCAUCUUCACCAUGCGCCUGUGCCUUAAGCAGCUCCUCUCCUACCAUCGCUGGAUGUUUGAGCAGCAUGGCAAAAUGUCCACAACCACUAAGAUCUGGGUGGCACUGGUGCGAAUCUUUUCUGGCAGAAAGCCUCUUCUCUACAGCUACCAGGGGUCAUUGCCAAACCUGCCUCUCCCCACUGUAAAGGAUACGGUGAAGAGGUAUUUAGAAUCAGUGCGCCCGCUGAUGGAUGAUGUGGAGUAUGAACGCAUGACCAAGCUGGCCGCAGAGUUCCAGAGCAGCCUCAGUAACCGCCUGCAGUGGUACCUCAAGCUCAAAACUCUUUGGGCUUCCAACUAUGUUAGUGACUGGUGGGAGGAAUACGUCUACCUGCGGGGGCGAGGUCCAAUCAUGGUCAACAGUAACUAUUAUGGCAUGGACUUCUUGUAUGUGACGCCCACCCCCAUCCAGGCGGCCAGGGCAGGCAACAGCAUUCACGCAUUUUUCUUAUACCGCCGCAAACUCAACAAAGAAGAGAUUAAACCUAGUCGUAUACCAGGCACUGUCAUACCUCUGUGUGCAGCUCAGUGUGAGAGGAUAUUCAACACAACACGAAUUCCUGGAGAGGAGACUGACACUGUGCAACACUGGCAGGACAGUGACUACAUAGUGGUAUAUCACAGGGGGCGCUACUUUCGGCUCAGGGUGUACCAGGCUGGCAGACUCUUGUCCCCCAGGGAGAUUGAAUUCCAAAUUCAGAGGAUCCUUGAUGACCCUGUACUUCCCUGCCAGGGAGAGGCCAAACUUGGAGCCCUCACUGCUGGAGACAGAAUACCAUGGGCUAAAGCCAGGGCAAAGUAUUUCAGCAGCGGGGUCAAUAAGCGCUCGCUGGACUGCAUUGAGAGGGCUGCCUUCUUUGUGACCCUGGAUGAUGAUGAACAGGGCAUGAUGGGAGACGACCCUGUAGCCAGUUUGGAUCGCUACGCUAAGUCAUUGUUGCAUGGCAAAUGUUAUGACAGGUGGUUUGACAAGUCCUUCUCAGUUGUUUACUACAAAAAUGGAAAGAAUGGGGUAAAUGGAGAGCACUCGUGGGCUGAUGCACCAGUGGUAGCACACUUAUGGGAGUACACCCUGGCCACGGACAGCUUCCAUCUGGGUUACAAUGCAGAAGGUCACUGCAAGGGAGAAGUAGAUUCCUCGCUGCCACGGCCACAGAAGCUGGCCUGGGAAAUCCCCAAAGAAUGUGAGGAGCAGAUCUCCCAGUCUCUGACAGUGGCCCAGGCACUUGCUGAUGAUGUUGACUUCCACGUUUUCCCCUUCCGAGACUUUGGAAAAGGAAAAGUCAAGAAGUGUCGAGUCAGUCCAGAUGCCUUCAUUCAGAUGGCUCUUCAGCUGGCCUAUUACAGGGAAAGAGGGACAUUCUGUCUGACAUACGAAGCCUCCAUGACUCGCCUGUUCAGGGAGGGCAGGACAGAGACCGUUCGCUCCUGCACGAAUGAAAGCAGUGCCUUUGUCCGAGCACUGGAGGGAGGAGAGGCAGCAGAUGUAUGCAGACGUUUGUUCAAUGCAGCGUCAGAGAAACACCAGCUCCUGUAUCGCAUGGCUAUGACCGGUGGUGGAAUUGACAGACACCUCUUUUGCCUCUACGUGGUGUCCAAAUACCUCGGAGUGGAGUCUCCUUUCCUGAAAGAGGUGUUGUCUGAGCCCUGGCGGCUAUCCACCAGUCAGACUCCAAUCCAGCAGGGGGAGCUGUUUGACAUGGUCAACCACCCAGAAUACAUUUCUUGUGGAGGGGGCUUUGGUCCGGUGGCUGAUGAUGGUUAUGGGGUGUCCUAUUGCAUUUUAGGAGAGAACUUGAUCAAUUUCCACAUCUCAUGCAAACACUCAUGUCCAGACACUGAUGCCCAUAAGUUUGGUGUUCAGAUCAGAAAAGCCCUGCACGAUCUGAUGCAGUUGCUGAGCCCUAACUACAAAGAACCCAAAAAAAUGGAAGCAACUAAACCGGAGGACAAGAAAGACCUGUAACCAGCCAGAGGAAUGAGUGAGAAAGAGAAUUUUAUAGAGAGACAAGAGAUUUUCAGAAAGAUACUGAUCUGAUGGAGUGGAUGUUUUUACUAAAAUGUAUUUGUAUCAGUGUGUUUUAGCUGUGGGGAGGAUAAGAAAAAAGGUCCAUAUAGUAAUAAAUAAGUAUGAUCCAAGGACAAUUAGUUUAAUUAGGUUAGUGUUUUUUUACCAGGGAAAUUGAGGAAAAAGAGGAAAGUCCACGUAUGAGCAUUAAAUGAAAAUGUUAUUUGUGACAGCAUACAGUAACAGAGGUCAGUACGAGUUGCACCACUCCAAAUUAGGGUAGAAAUCCCUAAUGUCUUAUUGCAGGGAGUAUUUUAUCACUUCAAGUUCAGUAUGUCAUUUACAGAUGCCACACAUUUGUGCCACUGACUUUCUAUUAUUGAAUUAGAUUUAAAAAAUGCAAUUGUAUGUGCAUAGUACAUAUUUAGCCUUGGAGAGAAACAUGCAGGGCUGUUGAGGUGACUUACGUUUCUACUGUGCAACGUUGCUGUAACUGGAACUUCACAUGUGAUAUAAUCUUGGAGGUCUUUGACUUCUCAGUGUUAACUCGUCAUGAAUAACUCUUUUACGACGCUUUUAUAUACAUGAUUGUAAUUCUCUGCUGAUGGAGUUGUUUAUAUGCACGGUGAUAUGAUGGAGCUGUGACAAAUUCACAUUUGCAUUAUGUGUUGUAUUCUAUUCAGUGCCAAAUCACCCAAGAAAUAACGUUGCUUGGUCCUUCCUUUAGUUUUCAUAUGUGCCAGUUUAAAAAAAACUCCAGUCAUUUCACUGCCAUCUAUAUAUUUGUUAUUUUAUCACUUUAUUAAUCAAGCACUAUAACAAUGCAAGUUGUAUUUAUGAGCAUAUUAGUUGUUCAGUCUGAAGCAGAUGUGGACAUGUUACCUGUGAAGUGACUUGAAUAUUGUAGUCAAGCUGUCCUAUUGAAGAGACAGUAUGUUGCCAGUGACACAGACUGCUCUGUUAAUGCUACAGUUCUGUUUUACUCCAGAUCAGUUGAGCUUGUCUCUUAUUUUGCUAUUGUUUGUCUUUUUUAAAGGAACAUGAAGUGAUUCUUAAAAAUAAACUUGUUUUAAACAGUUUA
Messenger RNA from Betta splendens (Siamese fighting fish), 3646 nucleotides. RefSeq names its product carnitine O-palmitoyltransferase 1, liver isoform-like. Bases 166 to 2523 code for a protein of 785 amino acids. The transcript is spliced from 19 exons. Gene Ontology annotation, cellular component: mitochondrion. NCBI's taxonomy places the organism in Eukaryota, Metazoa, Chordata, Actinopteri, Anabantiformes, Osphronemidae. Gene Ontology annotation, molecular function: carnitine O-palmitoyltransferase activity. Gene Ontology annotation, biological process: fatty acid metabolic process; carnitine metabolic process. The record is from RefSeq and is a predicted model, not a curated record.